This is a messenger RNA of Trichomonas vaginalis G3, 1329 nucleotides long. Its product is annotated as alix/aip1 like domains domain-containing protein. The record is from RefSeq and is a predicted model, not a curated record. The coding region runs from base 1 to 1329 and encodes 442 amino acids. NCBI's taxonomy places the organism in Eukaryota, Parabasalia, Trichomonadida, Trichomonadidae. The transcript has a single exon.
AUGAAUUCCCAAUUCCUGAUGGUUCCAUUCCCACCAACAAAGAACAAAGAUUCUCGCACAGAUAAUGCCCUUAAUAGUGUUUUUGGUGGAAAUGCACAAAAUGUAGUUUCAAUCGCAAAGAGAACAAGAUUUCCAACAUAUGAUGAACAAGCAUUCAAGCAAUACAUUCCAAUGCUCAACACAUUGCUUCAUGCAAAAGUUCCUACAUCAUACACAAAUCCAUUUAAAUCUGCCUACUAUUAUGAUUCUAAUGAUGGCAAAGUAGAAGUUGUAAAUACACUCUGGAACUAUCUUGCCACAUUACAUCAAAGAAUCCAAUUGAUUGAUUCUUCUUGUGUUGAUUAUCUCAGAGAAUUCAAUCCAAUUAUGGCAGAUUGUGAAGCAAUUACAGAGAACUUAGCAAUGCUGCUCAGUGAUAUGAGCCAUCCAUUCUUCAACAUGCUUAUUGUUGAAUAUACUAUGGCAUAUCACAAAUAUCUUAUUUCUUUAUGGCAAGUUGCAAUUCUUCAGGUCAGCGGCAAGAAUCCAAACUAUCUUGGAUGCCAAGCACUUACUGCCAUUGAACAAUUAAAGGAAUGUGUAAGAGUUGCAGAUCAAAUGCCAGAAGUUUCACGUUCUUACUUCUAUCCAAUCUCCACAUUAUCACUUGCAUACUACCAAGCAUACGCAUAUCUUCAAUUUGGCAAUUUCCAGAAGUCGAAUCAAGAAUAUGCUCUUGCAAUUCAAGCUUACCGCACAGGAUUCAACUUCAUUAACAGAAAGGUUGUUAAAGUUGACUUCUGCCAAUUCCUAUCUAAUGCUGUUACAACAAUGAAGAAGGCAAUUGAAACAACAAAAGAUUUCAGUGAAAGAGAAAAUCGUGAAGUAUACAUGGUGCGCAUUCCUGAAGGAGAUUACAAUGCUCCAAAACCAUUCCCAUUACAGAACAUCAAGAUGAACGAAAAGCUUCUUAUUUCCCAGCUUUUCAAGGAAGUUAAUGAAAUGAUCAGGAACGAUCCAUUCAAAGACAUGCAAGCACCAGAAGAAAAGGAAGAAGAGAAAGAAAUUGAUCCAUUUUCUGACUGGGAAGUUGUUUCUAAACUCAAAUCAGAUGCAAAUGACAAAGCAAAUCAUAUCCAACCAAUUCCUGAAAUCAAGUUUGAAAUAGAUUCAAUCAAGCAACAGUUAAGUAUUGGAGCCAAUUCUGAUAAUUUGAUCUCAAGCAUGAUCAACGAAUUCAGAAAAGGAAAUCCAAGUAUUAUCCGUGAAACUGUCCAGAAUUACAUCAGAAUGGCAAAAGAUUUCUAUACAUCAAUCAAUGCCAGACUUGACAAAUAUUCAACUUCAUAA